Elgaria multicarinata webbii is the source of this 933-nucleotide messenger RNA. Its product is annotated as olfactory receptor 14A16-like. Bases 13 to 933 code for a protein of 306 amino acids. Gene Ontology annotation, cellular component: membrane. Lineage: Eukaryota; Metazoa; Chordata; Lepidosauria; Squamata; Anguidae. Gene Ontology annotation, molecular function: olfactory receptor activity; odorant binding; G protein-coupled receptor activity. The record is from RefSeq and is a predicted model, not a curated record. Gene Ontology annotation, biological process: G protein-coupled receptor signaling pathway. The transcript has a single exon.
UUUGAGUGCAAAAUGCUGAACUCCUCAUCAGUCUCAGAGUUCCUGCUCUUGGAUAUUUCAAAGGUUCGUGAACUGCAGAUCCUACUCUUUGUUGUUUUCUUGAUAGUGUACUUGGCAACUUUAAGUGGAAAUCUUCUCAUCAUCUCUGCAGUAGCUCUUGACCAUCACCUGCACACCCCCAUGCACUUCUUUUUGAUGAACUUGGCCAUGCAAGACAUUGGCCAAAUCUCAGUCAUUAUCCCUAAAACCAUGGCCAAUUCCCUCAUGAAUACCACACACAUUUCUUACUCUGGAUGUGUUGCACAAGUCCUCUUAUUUCUCUUCUUUUUGGCAUCUGAUAUCUCCCUUCUCACAGUCAUGGCGUAUGAUCGGUAUAUUGCUAUUUGCAAGCCUUUGCACUAUGAUGCUGUGAUGAACAGGACAGCCUGUAUCAAAAUGGUUGGCUGUGCAUGGAUUAGCGGUCUUCUCUAUGGUGUGCUACACACCAGUGCCACCUUUGCAAACCCCUUCUGUUCUAAUGUAGUCAGUCAGUUCUUCUGUGAAAUCCCACAGUUACUUAAGCUUGUCUGUUCUGAUUUAUACCGAAUUGAAAUUGGAGCUGUUGUCUUAAGUAUUAGUAUUGUGUUUGGAUGCUUUGUCUUCAUUAUUAUAACAUACGUGAACAUUUUUACUGUGGUUUUGAAAAUCCCUUCUCUUGAAGGAAAGCAAAAAGCCUUCUCAACUUGCAUUCCCCACCUCAUUGUCUUCUCCACAUUAGUACUCACUGGGUGCUUUGCCUAUCUCAAACCCACCUCUUCUAACACCUCAUCACAACUGGAUCUAGUAUUUACUGUGAUCUAUUCCAUCUUUCCACCCAUGUUGAAUCCAUUAAUCUAUAGCAUGAGAAACAAGGAGAUCAAGAAUGCCUUGUCAAAAUUAUUCAACUUGAGGUAG